Henningerozyma blattae CBS 6284 is the source of this 1512-nucleotide messenger RNA. It is a transcript of the gene LAS1, whose product is annotated as rRNA-processing protein LAS1. Gene Ontology annotation, biological process: maturation of LSU-rRNA; maturation of 5.8S rRNA. Gene Ontology annotation, cellular component: preribosome, large subunit precursor; Las1 complex. The record is from RefSeq and is a predicted model, not a curated record. The coding region runs from base 1 to 1512 and encodes 503 amino acids. NCBI's taxonomy places the organism in Eukaryota, Fungi, Ascomycota, Saccharomycetes, Saccharomycetales, Saccharomycetaceae. The transcript has a single exon. Gene Ontology annotation, molecular function: endonuclease activity.
AUGGUCAUUCCUUAUAUAAGAAUCGUCCCCUGGAAAAAUGUAAAAGAAUUGGAUGAUUUGAAAAAAUGGUUUUAUCCUGAAAAAUUUAACUCAACCGAUGAUUCAUCUCGUUUAAGAGCUAUUGCAAAAGUGAAAAGUUAUCAUAUUAAAGGUUCUCAAUAUUUACCACAUGUCAUCGAUUCCACUGCUCAAUUAACAAAUAUCAUAUUACAAGAUCAAUCGAAUCUGCAAGACACUCUAUCUAUUAGAUUAUCCUAUACAAUGGUUCUUAUUAGAUUUGUCAAUGGGCUAUUAGAUCCCACACAACAAUCUCAAUUUGCUAUCCCAUUACAUACUUUGGCUAAAAAUAUCGGGUUAGCAUCAUGGUUUGUGGAUUUAAGACAUUCAGGUACUCAUGAAAGAGAUUUACCUUCAUUAGAUAUGUUACGAUUAGCCUCUAAAGAUGUAUUGAAUUGGUUAUGGGAUCAUUAUUGGAAUGAUGAUCAAUUACAAGAUGAUGAAGAUGUCGAUUUGCAAAUAGAUCAUGAAAGAUUAUUGAAGAUUGAAAAAUUAGAUAAAGUUUUACAAUCAUGGUUAAAUGAAAAAUUUUUAUUACUAGAAAAUUCUUGGAUUUGGGAAAAUAAUAAAAAAACUAAUAUUAUUUCAAGUACAAAUUUUGAAAUCCAAAAAAAUACCACAGGUUCAAAAAGAAAACAUGAUGAAAUUGAAUUAUCACCUUAUGAGGUUAUUACCAAUUUAAUUGAACAAAUUGAAAAAAUUUGGAAAUUUUGUCAAGAUAAAAAUUUAUUCAUUGAAAGAUGUAUCUAUAAUUAUGAUCCUUUAAUUUUCCAAAUCUUUAUGAUGAAAUUAAAUAAUUUUGAUUUCGAAUUUAUUUCUUGGUUAUUAAAUUGUUUUAAAAAUAUUCAUCUAUUAAAUACUAGUGAUUCAGAUGAAAUUUUACAAAUGGAAAAUCAAGUCUUGAUUGAUCAAAUUAAACUUUUGAAAAAAAAAUUCCCCAAUUGGCAAAUUUUAAAAUCAAAAUUAUUGAAAAAACAAUUAUCCAAAAUUAAUAUUAAACUUCUGCAAAUGGAAUGGGAAAAUUGGAAUCAAUUAUUAAUUAAGAAUUCUUCUUAUCUAAGUAUAUGGAUCAGUGCUAAAUUAAUUAAAUUAAUUGAAAUUGAAUCAUUAAAUAAUUCCAAAAAAAAGAAAAAGCAAAAGCAAAAUUUAAAAUUAACUGAUCAAGAAUUACAAAUUGAAUUACAAAAUUAUGUUAAAAAUUAUUCCAAUGUUUAUAAUGAUGGUGAAUUUAGAAUGUAUGAUUUGAUUUCAAUUGAUCCACAACUUAAACCACUUUCCACUAAUAAAGAAGCUUCAAACAAUAAGGAACUUCCAAAGGAUAAAAAUAUCACUAAUAUAUUAGACGAUCUAGCUAAUCUUAAAAAAAGAAUGCUUAACAGACAUACAAAAGAAAAUUCUCAAGUAAUUUGGGAAUUACAUAAGAAUUGGACUCCUAAACCUUUCGGUACUUUAUAG